Molecule: messenger RNA, 5577 nt
Organism: Gallus gallus (chicken)
Lineage: Eukaryota; Metazoa; Chordata; Aves; Galliformes; Phasianidae
Gene: ALX4
Product: ALX homeobox 4
Exons: 4
Coding region: 163-1326 (387 amino acids)
Biological process (GO): regulation of transcription by RNA polymerase II
Molecular function (GO): RNA polymerase II transcription regulatory region sequence-specific DNA binding; DNA-binding transcription activator activity, RNA polymerase II-specific
Source: RefSeq, a predicted model, not a curated record
AGAGCCCCUCUGAGCGCGGAUCGGGGCCGGGCGGCCGCUGCUGAGCCCUCUUACAGCUCCCGGCCCCGCCGUGGGUGUGCGCGUAUGCGGGAGGGGGAGAAAGAGAGGCUCCUGGUGCCCCUCCAAGCGCAUUAAGGACACUCGGGCCUUUUAAUUUUAGGAAUGAAUGCUGAUACUUGUGUUUCUUAUUGUGAUCCGGCUGCCAUGGAUUCCUACUACAACGCAGCCUCCCAGGGCGCAGACGGCUCCUCGCCUUUUAGGGCAUUUCAAGCGAGUGACAAGUUCGGCCCCGCUUUCCUGGCCGCCAAAGGACAGAGCUUCGGUGACAGCGGCGCGAAGUGCCGGAGCCGCUACAGCCCGCAGGAAUGCCCGUCCCUGGACGGCAGCGGGCAGGCGCCGGGCCCCGCCGCGCCCCCGCCCGCCUUUAGCAAAUACCCGCAGCCCCAGCAGCAGCCGCCGCACCUCUACAUGCAGCGCGGCCCCUGCAAGACCCCCCCGGAGAGCAACCUCAAGCUGCAGGAGAGCGGCGGCCACAACGGAGCCCUGCAGGUCUCCUGUUACGGUAAGGAGAGCAGCUUGGGAGAGGCUGACUUGCAGCCCAACGCCGACCCCUCGGGCAUGGACAGCAGCUACCUCAGCGUGAAGGAGGCUGGAGUGAAAGUCCCUCAGGACAGGGCCAGCACGGACCUCCCCAGCCCCAUGGACAAGGCGGACUCGGAGAGCAACAAGGGCAAAAAACGGAGGAACCGCACCACCUUCACCAGCUACCAGCUGGAGGAGCUGGAGAAGGUCUUCCAGAAGACCCACUACCCAGAUGUCUAUGCCAGGGAGCAGCUAGCCAUGAGGACAGACCUCACCGAGGCCCGAGUACAGGUCUGGUUCCAGAAUCGACGAGCCAAAUGGCGCAAGCGGGAGCGGUUUGGCCAGAUGCAGCAGGUCCGGACCCACUUCUCCACUGCCUACGAGUUGCCUCUGCUCACUCGUGCUGAGAACUAUGCCCAAAUCCAGAACCCCUCUUGGAUUGGCAACAAUGGAGCCGCCUCCCCUGUGCCUGCUUGUGUUGUCCCCUGCGAGCCGGUGCCCUCCUGCAUGUCCCCCCACGCGCAUCCCCACGCGGCUGGUGGUGUCUCCGACUUCCUCGGUGUCUCUAGCACUGGCGGCCACGUGGGCCAGACUCACGUGGGUGGCCUCUUUGGUACGGCCGGCAUUGGCCCCAGCCUCAACGGCUACGAGCUGAACAGCGAGCCGGACCGCAAGAGCUCCAGCAUCGCGGCCCUGCGGAUGAAGGCGAAGGAGCACAGCGCCGCGAUCUCCUGGGCGACAUGACAGGGCUGCCGCCCAGCGCCUCGGCACACCACGAGAGCCAGUGGGGAAGCUGGGAGACCGUCCUGCCGGGACUCCAGCCAGCCCUUGCCUCCUCGGGGAUGUGAACGCAGCACUUUGAGCUACCCUAGGUGUAUAGAGGACGUGUGUUAACGUAAGUGGCGUGUGCCCAGCAUGGACGUGGGAGGUCCUGGCCUCCUGGCACUGGGUCAGGGCUGUGGGGCAGCACUGCUGCCACCUGCUCUGGGGGUGUCCUCUGCUAUCGCCACUGCCUCCCCUGGGACUUGGAUGCCUUUCCUCCCCACGCCUUUUUCUGACACCAGAUCUGCCUUCCCGGAGAGUAAGAGCCCCCCCAGCAUCUCCAGCUCUUCCCUCCUCAGAACCCAUCUGCCUUGGGCAGGGGACAGGACGGGGACUCUGGCACCAGCAAAGAGACGCUCUUCAGGUUGCUCCUGCCUCGUGGGAGCCAUGGCUGAACGGGGUGAGGGGAUACCCGAGGCCAGAACGGUGGCAGUGCUAUCCCACCUCCUUCCACCCAGCAGGAGGUGAAGCACGGAGCUUAGGGGCCUCUUGUGUGGGCACAGUGCAACCACACUGCUGUCCUUGAUGGUUCUCCAGCCAUCCAGCUCAAGAUAUGCAUAUGAAAUGAUGGCUGCCUGGCCCUACUGCCACCUUGCAGAAGGUCACAACCAUAUGGGCACUCGGAGUUUGCUCUGUUACAGUUGUAGCUGUUGUGCUGUAGCAAAACAUGUUCCCUGUCUUUUACAGGGCCAGGAGUCACCACCCUCAGGUCCCCCAGGGACCCCAAAGAGGAACAGCUUGAGUGGAGCACAGAGCCAGGGCUGUAUGAGGGCAUCCUCACAUAACCUAUCAUUCCCUGCUUCCCCAAAACCACCUACCCACAAGAGGAAGGGGAGAGCUAGGGAGUGGGGAUAGUAGCAUGGUCCCAUCUCUGCAUGUUCCACUCCUCCCCUCACCUAGCACAGAGAAGGAAACACCAAAACUUGUUUUCUCUCCUGAAGUCCCACCCAUGGUUUUCCCCCCACAUGCUCCCACUUGCACAGCUGUGUUAAGUACAGUCUCCUCUACAAGGCCAAACCUCUCUCAAGCCAUUCAAUGGUGUCAUGGCAUCAAGGAUAAUUGCAGAGUUUCCUUUUGCCCCACCAAAGGUCACCAGCAGCCAUAGCACACAUGCUGAGUUCCACCUUGGUAAGCAAGAGAAGUGCAGGGUUUUGCCCCUUACAGCCAUCCCCUCACACCCCAUCCACUCAAGGUGCAGGGAGAUCUAGCGGCCCUGUAAUGGGCUGCAAACAGGCUACAACCAAAUGUCACGAUGCAGGUGAACUGCAUACCAUAUAAAAAUAUUUCUACAGUGCCUAAACAUUGCCAUACACAACACAGAUGAUUACAUCAAUGCUAGAUCAAAUGUAACACAUACUUAUUGGAAUAUGGGAAGACCCGUGGUGCUGUAUCUUGUCUCUCUGUAAAUACACCGAGAUGCCUGGCUCAGUGCACCUCGCAACAACAUGCAGUCAAGCAGACUAUGCGGAUGACCUGGGCUUUUCCACAGAAGCAAACCAGACUCACGUUCCAGCCUGAACGUUCAGCUGAGUUAUCAGACUAAAAUGUGCUUCAGGUGCUAAAAAUGAUGCCGAUUACCGAAUAGCUCUGGAUCACUGCCCUAAUCUCUCUCUUCUGCAUGCACUGGCAAUAAUGUUACCGUUUAAAUUGCAGUGAAUACCACCAUUUACCUUACCCCAGACUUCCUCGCCCAAAGCUCUUUUCCCACAAUGCAGAGGGAAAGGCGCUUUUCCACCACGGCGCUCAGCCUCCCAGAACUCAGCAGUGCAGCAGGUUGAGAGGGUGCAUGGGAUGGAUGCAGCAAGGGCGUGAGUACUGCUGGCUGUCCCACUGGGUGGCCAUGGCCAUGCUGGGGCUUUGCUGCACUCUACUGAAGCUGAAGGGCGUUCCUUCCUCCACUCUCACAGGGCCAGGAUUUCACCCAGGCUGCAUAACGGCUCACGAGAUGAAGAGCUGCAUCCUCUCCUCCUCAUGCAUUGGCCUCUGACAACCCUAAUCACUGCCAGAUGUGCCCAGUGCUGAGCUGCUGGGUGCACUGCAAGUGCAGAGCUCUGCUCCCAUGCCCCACUCUGCUGCCAUUCACCAGCAUAGCCCUUCUGCAUCUGCCGUCCUGCUGCAUCGUCCUGCCAGCAACAGCCUGGGCAUGCAGCGAUGCAGGCAGGUCUUCAGCUGUGUGCAUCUGCAGUUACACACAUUUUUAAAAUUAAUUUAAUAGUUAAAAAAACAAAAACAAACAAGCUAGUUGUUAAAUUAACAAGAAAAGCUGUAUAAAUAUAUAUAUAUAUAUACACACACUUAGAUAUAUAUGCGUGUGUGUGUGUAUAUAUAUAUAUACAUAUACAUAUAUAUAUAUAUACACACAUAAAUAUAUGUGUGUGUAUAUAUAUAUAUAUAUAUAUAUACAUAUCUUAACCUAGCCAACCUGCAGCUACUGCAUUUUUAAGGGUCACAGGGUCAGUGCUGUUCUUGCAAUUUCAAGCUACCACAAGGAUGCCUUUUUAAAUAAGAAUUAUUAUUAUUAUUUUAAUACUUUUCAAUUCUAUUUAUGUCUUUCUUCUCUAUUUAUUUCUUCUUUAGUAUUUCACUCCUGUCCAUACAUGGUGUUGCAGUUCCCUGGCUGGGAUUUAGAUGCCUGUGAAGCUGCAAGUUUCGCACCUCCCCCCCCCCAGCCGUGCUGUAUCCUGCAUGGUGCAGCACAGCAGCCCCAGCACCCUGAGCUCCCUUGCUCCCAAGAUGCCCUUUCCAGCCUUGCAGAGGGAGCAAAGGAGGCUGUCUUGCAUUACCCAGGGCUGGAAACACACAAGACAUCCCAGAUUUUGGGGCUAGGAAAGGCAAGCAGGGAGAGCAGCACAGUUCCUAAUGGGGGCUGACCGGUAGCCGGGUGCUGCUUGCUGCCAAGUGCUCAGAGCAGCUGUGCAUGCAUUGGCAGCAUCUGCAAACCAGCGGUGAACAUCCCACGGCUCCCCCGGUUGCUGUCCCCUCAGCCCUUUAACUCCUCCGAGCAUCUCCUGCUGUGCGUGCUGGAGCACAGCUGGCCUGAGAUACGGGCAGGGGCACCGCAGUAAAAACACCCGCACGGACACCCACUGUGCAUGAAGCGGCAGAGCUGCUGCACACGUGCGUGGCACCCCCUGCAGCACUCCCCUGGGGAGCGGGAUGUGGGGGCCCUUUGGCUGCAGAGGGUGGGGAGGCCGGGUCCCAUCGCACAGAGCAGAGCAGCGCCUUGUCAAACGUUCUCCAAACAAACAAAAGCCAAAAAGGUAGUUUCCUGGAAAAGGAUUUAAAAAACAAUCAGGCAGACACAGAGAUCUGUGUUUAUUUUGCUGCACUGACUGACACAACAGAAAGCAAACAGACCGAAUUAGAAAUUAAACCCAAAUGGGAACAGGGGGAGGAAUCGGGCUGAAAGUCAUCCCCAGCCCUUGCUGGGCCCGAGGAGGCAGCCCAGCGCAGCCUGGCACCCCGCUAGCUCUUUGCUGGUGCCCCACUCACUCCCCCAUCGCUAGGUAGGUAGGUAGAGCUAGGACUUUUGUACUACUGAUUUUUUGAAGGACAGUUUUCAAUGUGUAAUAAUAUAUCGGUUUAGGUGUGCAGUGUUUGAAAGAGAGACUGGGAGAAAGAAAGAAAACAAACCUCAAUCAAUAGUAUUGUUUUUGUUGUAAGAUAUUGUAACCUUGUAUAAACGCAAACAUUUUCUUUUCCUUUAGCUUAAAGGCCUGGGGUAGAACGUAUUCAAACAAACGAAAAAGGUUUUAAAAGUUCAGGAAAUUAAAAAAAAAAAAAAGAAUUAAAAAAAAAAUCAUUUAAAACAUUGCCACGUGAGGUUUGUGCCAUGCAAUGUUAAUGCCUAUGCAGCCAUGUAUUAGCAGUUCAUUACAGUGGAACAUUAAAAAAAAACAAAAGAACAAACAGACUUGCAGCUUGGUCCUUUCCAUGUUUUUUUCAAAGUAAGUUAUUGCACUUGCAGCUUCCUUUCUUUUGUUUGUUCGUUUGUUUGUUUGGGGGGAGGGGAGGGCUGGGAUUUCUGGGCACUACUUUUUCUUUUUCCAGUUUUUUAAAGGGGUGCAAUUGCUGGGAAGGCCCCCCGCUCCCGAGGCCCCGUGGCCACGGAGGUACAAGCACUGUUGUUGUUGUUUUGGUUUGCAAUAAACUCCUUCUCUUCUCUCCUCUCAA